CCUUGCGAAAGGAUUUCCUUCCGACAAAUAUCAUCGUAUGCGUCGAGCAAUUUCGCAACGUGCUUGUUCGGAUCGACCACCUCGACGCUUGCCAGGAGGGGGUUUGGUGAAUGUAGUCGCGUUGUGUCAAACGUGGGCGGUUGGGAAUAUACCUGCGAUCUAUACCUGCGAUCAAGCUGGAGUUUAUGAACGCCUGGAGAUUGCCCCUUGUGAGAUGGCAAUUAAGCUUUGGAAGUUCAGCCGGGUUGGAACCGAGGUUUCGUUGAAGUGCACUCGAUGACGGCGGUCCUGAGGGAAGGACGUUAGUUUGGUGUAGUUGGCACGAAUUCGUGACUUGCUUGGGCGCCUCGUGUUUUUUCUUUCCCUCAGCGCCGGUUCUGUGCCUUAAUUUUGAGAUGUCCUCUAGGGCGUCAAUUGCGAGUGACUACUGUAGCAUCAUGGAUGGAUUCGAUGGAAAAAAGGUCAAUCUCUCUUGAUUGAGUGGUUUGCGUUCGUUUUAGCUGGGAGGAGUGGUUACUGGAAACGAGUUAAAGAAAGCUAUGGGAGACGCGGUCAAUGGGGGAGCAGCGAGCAUGGAACUGAUGAAGCCAAUUCAAAUUGGGGACCAUCAGCUGCAGCACAGGAUGGUACUGUGUCCCAUGACGCGGUGUAGAGCACGAGAUACAUUAGCCACGCCGUUGAUGACCGAGUACUACUGCCAGAGAGCGACCGAAGGAGGCCUUCUUAUUUCUGAAGGCGUUUGUGUAGCCGCAAAUGGCCAUGGGUUCGUGAACACUGCGGGGAUUUACACUAGUGAGCAGAUUGAGUCAUGGAAAGCAGUCACCCAAGGAGUGCAUAAAAGAGGCGCCAUUUUUUUCCUCCAGCUAUGGCAUGUUGGCAGAGCUUCACAUACAGAGUUGCAGCCCGGAAAUGCUGCCCCAAUCUCCCCAACCAGCAAUUCCGUACCCUUGCCGUGGAGGGUAACUCUCAUAGAUGCAGAUGGCAAAGCGACUAAGCAAAUGUAUUCCGCUCCACGGCCGCUUCACAUUGACGAAAUUCCACAGAUUAUUCAGUACUUUAGGAAUGGGGCAAAAAACGCUCGAGAAGCAGGUUUUGACGGGUGCGAAAUCCAUGGCGCACACGGGUACAUCCUGGACGCAUUCAUCAAGGACACCAUUAACGAUCGCACAGACGCCUAUGGGGGCUCCAUAGAGAACCGUUGUAAGCUCCUCAUGGAGGUCACACAAGCAGUUGUCGACGAAAUUGGUGCCUCUAAGACAGCAGUUCGGAUCUCCCCAUUCAGCGUUUACAAUAGUGUAGGGCCAGACUCGAACCCCGAAGCCCUCUUCACCUACUUACACUCCAAGCUUGAUAAGUUUGGCCUCGCAUACAUCCACUUGACAGAGCCGGAGUUCAGUUUCAUCAAGGACAACUUCAAAUGGGCGCCCCAGUAUGCUCAUGUCACUAAAAGGAGGAUAACUCCCUUGCUCGUCAGCGGGGGCCAUACUCUCGAUACUGGGAAUGAGGCCAUCGGUUCUGGAUAUGCGGACCUUGUGGGGUAUGGGAGGACGUUUAUAGCUAACCCCGACUUGGUCAAGAGAUUUGCCAAGGAUGCGCAGUUGAAUACCCUGAAUUCGAGUACGAUUUAUGGUGAUUACACUGCGAGAGGGUAUACGGAUUAUCCGUUCCUUGAUGAAGAAGCGGAUGCUGGGAUUGAAGCAUAAUCCAUUACUACCUCCCCUACUCAAUGAGAACGAGCAUUCGAUCAUUCAGAGAAUUCUGAGAAGAUUGUAAGCAACGGCGACAAUACUCGCAAAAUGUGAUGCCUUCUCAAUAUGGUGACAGUGACUGAAAAUUUGACGUGUAAACAUGGGGAUGUUCAAACAGAUACAAGAGAUUAAGUAGUGACCAAUAAAUAUUUCCAGUUACAUACAUCUUGUGUAUGUAUAUUGCUGGAAUACUGAAUAUAAGUUGUUAACAUCUACAUAUUAACUUCUGAACCAGGAUACGACAGUUACGUAUUCUGAUCAAUGCUCUACAAAACUCGGAUAGGCUGUCUGAAAUCUGUCCAAUCCUUGCAAUCUCAGAGAUGCCUGUACCUCGGACAUCUGUAAUCCUGUCAUUUACAAUACAAGGAAUUGUACACCGAA
This is a messenger RNA of Physcomitrium patens, 2129 nucleotides long. RefSeq names its product putative 12-oxophytodienoate reductase 11. Lineage: Eukaryota; Viridiplantae; Streptophyta; Bryopsida; Funariales; Funariaceae. The record is from RefSeq and is a predicted model, not a curated record. Gene Ontology annotation, molecular function: oxidoreductase activity; FMN binding.